Molecule: messenger RNA, 1290 nt
Organism: Racocetra fulgida
Lineage: Eukaryota; Fungi; Glomeromycota; Glomeromycetes; Diversisporales; Gigasporaceae
Source: the annotation of a GenBank genome assembly
GCAAUUUCAGAUCACCCCAUUUCCAAAUCGUAAUGAACCAUUUGGGAAUGAAAGAGUUAUUAACCGGACAAGAUGAAAUUGACAACGUUGCAUAUGAUCCAAGCGAGAAAGGACAAUGGCGCCUGCGAUUGUUCCUUUCGUGCCAAUCUAAUGAUUUAUUCAAUAUACAAGAUGUUAUAGAAGAUUACAAUCUCAAAUAUGUCUAUUCACAAGAUGAAAUUGGUUAUGCUGUUGUAAAUUCCAACGACUUGCUUACAUUUUGGACACUUUGGGAGGUUACUCGUUAUUGCGUACUUUCAAGGUUACGGACACCAUUCGGAGGACCAAAGCAGACAUUUGAUGCUUUUGAAAAGAGAUUAAAUGAAUUACUGGCAGAUGACCUUUUGAUUUCUAUAAAAAAUGAAUUGGAUGAUGAUAAUUUACAUUAUAGUAUGAUAAAUCGUUAUCAAUUACGUGACUUAAUAAAUUUGUUUGAUCGCUUGGAACUUCAAAUAUAUAAUGCUACUGUUGGGACUUCACUUGGAAAUAUACCACAAGCACCACGUGCCAUCUGUGAUGAUUGGUUUUCUCGUAUUAGAACAGGAAUUGUUAAAGGUGCUAAAAUCAUUGGAGAUGAUGCUCUGGCCGUUAUGCACGGUUUUCGGGCACUUGCACAACGAGUAGCUUCGCUAAAUCAAGGACUGAUUACCAGUGAAAAUAUUUGGUUGACAGACUUUCAACAAAUUUUGAGUGAUGUCGUUGAAUGUCUGCAAAGAUUACAUGCUGGGGAUAGUAUUAUUGGGCUUUUAGCAUGGUCUCGACGUAUCUGCUCAAGUGACAAAAAUCAAGAAGCAAGUUUAUCGGACCACACUAAUGACUUUACCGCGGGUGAAAACAUUGAACCAGUCAACUCUACUCAAAAGCAUAAAUCUAUUUCAAAUCAGGCAAAUUUUGAUUGGAUGAAUGGGUCUCAUUUGUUCGCGGAAUCUAGAUAUGAACUUGCUGCAAGUGAAGCUAUUGAUUCUUUUGACUGCCUUCUUGAAGUUGAUCCUGAAAUGGAAACUAUUUUGCCAAAAGCUCGAUUUUUAAGCUCUCAAAUAAUUGAUAGCUAUUGUAUGAUGCAAGAUUUGUCUUCAUUAGCACAAUGGGUUCAUGCACAUGAUGAAUCUGAAAUAAUUGUAGAUCACUUGGUAAAGAUAAAUCAAGACUAUUUAACAGCGCUUGCAAAAUAUCACGAUAGUGAUUACUUGGAUGCAUGGAAGCUUAUUGAUAAUGUUCCACCACAAAUAUCACAAAAAUAUCUCAAUUAUC